Opisthocomus hoazin is the source of this 1089-nucleotide messenger RNA. Lineage: Eukaryota; Metazoa; Chordata; Aves; Opisthocomiformes; Opisthocomidae. The record is from RefSeq and is a predicted model, not a curated record.
AUGGCAUCUACUGUAACCAGUUCAGUUCCUACCACUGCAUCUCGUUUCGCUUUAUUACAAGUCGAAAGCGAUACCGAUUCAGAGCAUGGAAAAGCAAAAAGUGGCCAAGGUGCCAAUAAGUCUCAGGGUCCAGGGGGAAGAUUGUCUACAAAUGAGAAAAAAAGAAAGAAAAGGAGAGAAAAGAAAGAACAGCAGCAGAGUGAGACCAAUGAGCUGAGAAACCUUGCUUUUAAAAAGAUUCCUCAGAAAUCCUCACAUGGAGGCUGUCUAUCUCAGCAUGAACAGAAACUGCACACUGCAAUGCAGAAGGACUCUCAGGAAGAAAACUGGCAGGAGUGGAGACAGAGAGACGAGCAGCUGACAUCUGAAAUGUUUGAAGCUGAUCUUGAAAAAGCAUUGCUGCUAAGCAAACUGGAAUACGAAGAACACAAAAAGGAACAUGAAAACGUUGAAAAUGCUUCACCUCAGGCAAAGUCUGUGAAUAAGAAAAAGAACCAGCAAGGAAAAGACAAACCUCUCACUGUGUCUCUGAAAGACUUUCAGUCAGGCAAUAACCUUGCUAAAAAACAUGAGGAACUGAACUCUUCCCAGUCUUCGUUGCAUGAUGGGGGAUUUUUCAACAGGCUGGAAGACGAUGUUCACAGAGUACUUGAAAGAGAGAAAAGGAGAGUCCAGCUCACUGAUUACAGUGAAACAGAUAACGGCACAUCGCAUGAACACAACCAGGAGAGUGUUUUGAACGAUGAAAAAACAGAACAACUAAAGCUCGAGCUUGAAAAGAAAGAUGCAGAAAUUGAGCAACUGAAAAAUGUAAUAACUCAGUGGCAGGCAAAGUAUAAAGAAGUAAAAGCAAGAAAUGCAAAGCUUCUAAAGAUGAUGCAAGAAGGUGAAAUGAAAGACAAAGCAGAAAUACUCCUACAGGCUGAUGAAUCUCAAAUUAUCAGAAAUGAAUUGACUGUACAGGUAACUAUACUUCAUGCUGCGUUAGAGCAAGAAAGAUCCAAAGUGAAACUGCUGCAGGCAGAAUUAAUGAAGUAUCAGAGUGGUAGAAAAGGGAAAAGGCAUUCAGAAUCUGACCAGUGCAAGUGA